Messenger RNA from Megalopta genalis, 3064 nucleotides. RefSeq names its product N-terminal amidohydrolase 1 (gene Ntan1). Gene Ontology annotation, cellular component: nucleus. Lineage: Eukaryota; Metazoa; Arthropoda; Insecta; Hymenoptera; Halictidae. The record is from RefSeq and is a predicted model, not a curated record. Gene Ontology annotation, molecular function: protein-N-terminal asparagine amidohydrolase activity. Gene Ontology annotation, biological process: ubiquitin-dependent protein catabolic process.
ACGCGAGUGUCAGUGCGGACGGUACGGAGAGCGCGAUCGAGUCUAAGCGUGUUCGUUCGGAUUUAACUGGUCGCGGUAAAGUUUUCCUCGGCUGUCAUUCGGCGCAGCUCUCUCUCUCUCUCUCUUUCCUUCUGUCUGUCCGUCUCUCGCUAUCUCGAUUCGAGCCGUGACAACGUGGUUAGUGGUCGCUCGUGUUCGAUUCACUGUUCGAGAGUGACGCGGUUGCCAAUAUAUCGCGUCUCCACUUCUCGCGUUCGCUUUUCUCUUCUUGUGGUCAGUCUGCUCCCGUGUUUAUCUCUAGGUUGCCGAGUCUCUCCGUCGGAUCUGUUCUGUACCGUUCCGUUCGGGUGUGCGGUACGCUCGAUACUGGCGCGCGUUCUCUAUCGCGUACGACCACGUCGACGUCGACGUCGACGACACCGCCGACGCUGACCGCUGACGUUUUGUUUUCGAUCGGCCGUGCCGUGUGUGUUUGCCACCAGUUGCGUGUUGCGCAACUACGGUUUUACGACAGCCAGCUCCUCUCGUGCCGGCGUGCUAUUCGGGUUCGAUAAUCGACACUGGACAUCGCAUCCCUUUUCCAACCUGACAGUUCUUUCGAUUCUUGCGAUCGACUCGACAACGCGGGUCGCUGUUGGCUCGGUGGAGCAAGGUGGUCUCGACCCGUCAGGAGGAAUCGUUUGAAAAUGGCGGCGGGAACGUGUCGAUCGGCCUGAAGAGACAAUCGUAAAGACGCAAGGAUGGUGUUGGUAGUGAACGGGGUCCUGCAAGAGGACAUCCCAACGGACAGCAGGUCCUUGUACGCGGCCCACCCGGUCUACCGCGAAACCGCGGCGCAGCUUCACUCGAUGCCCGCGAAAUUAGUCGGGCCGAUGGGUCUUCUUUACGUCCAGCAGCGAGAAAUGGCCGCAACUUUGCCGCAAGACAAAAACGUGAGCAUCAUCGGAUCCGACGACAUGACUACCUGCAUCAUCGUCGUGGUGAAACAUUCCGGUUCGGGUGCUGCGGCGAUGGCGCAUCUUGACGGGGCUGGUACCGAGGAUGCCGCGACGGCGAUGGUCCAAAAGGUGACCGAACUGGCUCUUGGCUUCCCAGAGGGUCGUCUGGAGCUGCAAUUGGUCGGCGGCUACUCCGACCCUAGGAAUUACUCCGAGGAAUUGUUCUGCAACAUUCUUAUGGCGUUUCACAAGCAACCGGUGGAAAUCGACCUGACUCUGUGCUGCGUGGGCGAGCUGAACACCACCGUGAGAGGGGGGAUUCACUGGCCGGUGAUCUAUGGUAUCGGUUUGAACGUGAAAACCGGCGAAAUUUUCCCCGCUACCUUCCCCGACAAAGGUCCCGAUCAAGCGCUGCGAUCUGCCAGGCAUUUGACCGGAGGCCAACAGGUCCUCGACGUUUACGACUGUACGCUCGGAUUGCUGCGGAUCGGUCCGUUCAACUACGAUCCUCUGCGGGGAGUGGACCUCUGGUUGGCUCAAUCCGAUCAGUUUAUCCUGCAGCACCUGUCGACUUCGCCGGAGGUGGAACCGCCACACUUUGUGUCACAGGUGCGCGCGACGCUCAAGUACAUCCAGGACAAUCAGUUCCCAGCCGUGACCGUCUUCCGAGACAACAGACCUCACUACUACCGCCGAGACGAGACCACCGGCGUUUGGCAACCUAUAAGAUAUUAACGCUGCCUGCCGUUUCGCUCCCUCGUCGUCUUUCGCCGAAUCGAAGACAAAAAAGGGCAGUUCGCGGAAUUACCCUGGUGAUAGAAAAUCCAAAAAUCGUACCGCGAGCCUCCUAAGAAGAAUCAGCGCUCUCGCAAACUAAACAAAACGCGCCCGUGCCUUGCGUUUCGCCUUUCAAUCUUGUCCAGCAUUGUUCGUCAAAAUGAUUUGUUCGUUCUAUUUUUCUCCGAUUAUUUAUUAUUCCCGAGGAAACACGCGAACGGCUCGCCGCGGGAACUGCUUUCCUGUCCUUCGCUUUCGCCCUUCUCCCUUCGACGUGUAUAAUAAUGUUCGCCCUUGUUACUUGUAUGCGCGCACAACGAUAACGAUUACGAUUACGAUUAUAAGAACUACUCGAUCGGAUCGUGCGUGCACGCCUCUCGCCGAUCGACUCGCGGUUGCCUGGGAAUAACAGGAAACAGCCGUUCGAACGAUCGUAUCGUUACUGUUUAGAAUCACUUCGAACGGUUAUUGUUAGGUAUCACGGUAGAGUAAGGGUUAACGAUCGCCGGUUGUUAAGUUUCUUUUGCUCUUGUUCUAUUCUACCACCUGUACUUUCUCCUUCUCUCAAGUUAUAUUUAAUGCUAAGUACGUACGCGCGUUGCGAUUCCUCUUCUCUUUAUUUUUGUUGUUGUUCCCCCUCCUUUCUCGUUCGAGAAAGAAUGCGGACACCAUUCCGCGCGCGUCGACUCGCUGUUUCGAUCGUCGACGCGCGCUUCCAUCGAGAUCACCAGCGAAUUUCUUGUUUCGAGCGCGCGAACGAAUCACCGGUGAAUUCACGACGCGCUAUCCUGUUCUUCUCCUUCCUAUUCGCCUUCUCGAUCCGGACCGUUCGCGCGACGGACAUACCGUACUUGCCAUAAAACGGGAAGCAAAACCGAAGAAAUUAGGGAACGAUGUAAAUAUUAUAACGCGGAGUCUGCACACGAGAACACGGAGAAACGAAGGAAAGCGCGUUCGGAGCGGCACGCCCGUUGCCUGCUCGCAUCGGUUUUCCGUAACGUCGCGUCGUUUCGUACGGCGUCGAGACGUAUCUCGAGGAACGCUCUCGUUUGUACGCUCCAUCCGUUCUCCGUGCGAUUUUGUUACGUGAAACGCUUCGACGAAAGUGAGUUUCAAUCAAAUAUAGAAAAUGUUGAGGAUAAAGAAAACCCACACGAAAAAACGAGAUCAUGUUACGCGAUGUUAUUUCUCACCCUGGAUAUGAAAUUACGACCGAUCGGGAGGAGUCACGGGUCCGUUUUUGUACGAGCACGCGGCCACGCGCGCUGCUUCCGAUCGCUCCUCCCGCCCCCUUCACCCCCCCCCCUCCGCUCUAUACACGAACUGAUUAAACUUGAUACUAGUUGUAA